This is a messenger RNA of Tupaia belangeri chinensis (Chinese tree shrew), 6365 nucleotides long. RefSeq names its product synaptic vesicle glycoprotein 2B (gene SV2B). The record is from RefSeq and is a predicted model, not a curated record. Gene Ontology annotation, cellular component: neuron projection; synaptic vesicle membrane. Bases 1540 to 3582 code for a protein of 680 amino acids. NCBI's taxonomy places the organism in Eukaryota, Metazoa, Chordata, Mammalia, Scandentia, Tupaiidae. Gene Ontology annotation, biological process: transmembrane transport; chemical synaptic transmission. Gene Ontology annotation, molecular function: transmembrane transporter activity. The transcript has 17 exons.
AAUCUUCGUGAGGCCAAUAGGGAGGCUCCUAGGCGGAGCACUCAGGUUGCUAAGGAAGGCUGUGGUUCACCGCUGUUGCUGCGCCGCGCGAAGCCACCAGAGUGUGGUGACUGGCGGUGGCUGCUCAGCCAAUGCCCACCCACUGUCUCUGCUCUCCGGUCUCUAGAAAACGCCUUCCCUUGUGUGCCGGGUGCUUACCUGAAGUGUAACACUUACUACACGCACCGAAAUGUUUUACUUUCCUACUUCCUCACCUUCAAAUCCGGAAAUGAGUGAGGCUCAGUCUUCUCUUGAGGCCAGCGCGCGGGAGAGACUUCGCUGGGUAUUCAACAAGUGUUGGAGGGACGAUGGCGCUGUAACGGGACAGGGUUGUGACAGUGCCUUCCGUGAGCUUUCGGCUUACUCCACCACCACGAAAUCAUACAGUCGCAAAGGACCUCGGAAAUCAUCUGCUGACUUUUGAGAGGCAAAAGGUGGUCCGUGUCCCCACGUUGGCCCAGGAGAUGAGUCCACGGAGAAAAGUUCUUUAUUUGGUAGUUACCUACUUAUUUCAAAGUGCAUUACAGGGGAAGAUGCCUACCAGGACAUGACUGUUUUACUGGUGUGACUUCUUAGGUCAAACAGAGAGUUGUGGAAACUGAGACUACUUAAAAAUGCUAAGUUAAAAAAAAUGGAGACUAUAAAGUUCAAGAACGGACGGGCGAGACUAACUGAUAGUGAUUAAAGUGAGAACAGUGGUAACCCAGCUAUUGGCUGGGAAGGAACCAGAGGAAACCGUUUGGGGUGCCCAUUCUGCAUUUUGAUAUGGAUGGUGAAUAACAAAGCUAUAUGCAUGUGAAAAAUUCAUCCAGUUCUACUCGAGGUUUUCCUUGUUGAUAUCUUUGUCUUCCUUGAUGGAAUCUGAAAGGAUGUGCUCAUUGGCCAUCUUGUUACCAUGAGGAAAGAACAUCUAAGAAUGGAGUCAGCACACUGGAAAGAGGCUUCAAAUGCCACUGCUGUUGUGCUCCAAAUUGCCAUUUAUAUGUAGGACAUGGGGCUGAAAAACUUCUCAGGCAUUUCUGAAAAUUCUGGCUUUAUUCUACUACAUGCUGUUCCCAGAAAGGAACUCUUGACAUAAUGAGACCACCUUGAGCCUCCAUUCAAGAAAAGACAUAACCUUCAGUAGCAGAACAAAUCAGGCCAGCAAGCAAGCUGCCAAGUCCUGCUCACUCCUUGUCAAGGAAAGCAGCUGGACCCAUUUUUAAUCAGCACUUCCCAACAUAACAUCCCUGGGUCAUUGAAGGAGACCAGACCAGAGUUUGAAACUUUCCAAAGACUUCCAAAAGACAUCUAAUGCAAAAACAUAUUUAGAUGACCUGUGUACAAAUCUGGUUGAUUUGAAAGACGAAGAAGGAGAAAACAGGUGUGAUUUUCACCCAGAAGUCACAUGAACAUGUUCCCCAUUUAAUAAUGGGUGCUGGUUAUUGAAAUAGCCCAAACCUCUACUACAGAGCAAGAGAUUUAACUUGAGAGAGGACCAGUUUGUCCAGAAACCAAGAAAUGGAUGACUACAAGUAUCAGGACAAUUAUGAGGGCUAUGCCCCCAAUGAUGGCUAUUACCGUGGUAAUGAGUCCAACCCAGAAGAAGAUGCACAGAGUGAUGUUACAGAAGGCCAUGAUGAGGAUGACGAGAUCUAUGAGGGCGAGUACCAGGGUAUCCCUCACCCAGAUGACAUCAAGGCCAAGCAGACCAAGAUGGCACCCUCGAGGGCAGAUGGCCAGGCAGACCUGAUGGCUGAGAGGAUGGAAGAUGAGGAGCAGUUGGCCCACCAGUAUGAGACCAUCAUUGACGAGUGUGGCCACGGACGCUUCCAGUGGAUCCUCUUUUUUGUUUUGGGUUUGGCCCUCAUGGCUGAUGGGGUGGAGGUGUUUGUAGUGAGCUUCGCCCUUCCAAGUGCAGAAAAGGACAUGUGUCUGUCCAGUUCCAAGAAAGGAAUGCUUGGGCUGAUAGUCUACUUAGGAAUGAUGGCAGGGGCCUUUAUCCUGGGGGGCCUGGCUGAUAAACUGGGAAGGAAGAGAGUCCUCAGCAUGGCUCUGGCCAUCAACGCUUCCUUUGCCUCCCUCUCCUCCUUCGUGCAGGGAUAUGGAGCCUUCCUCUUCUGCCGACUCAUCUCAGGCAUAGGUAUCGGGGGCUCUCUGCCAAUUGUCUUUGCCUAUUUUUCGGAAUUCUUGUCUCGGGAGAAGCGAGGAGAACACCUCAGCUGGCUGGGAAUGUUCUGGAUGACUGGGGGCCUCUACGCGUCUGCCAUGGCCUGGAGCAUCAUCCCACACUAUGGCUGGGGCUUCAGCAUGGGGACCCAUUACCACUUCCACAGCUGGAGGGUGUUUGUCAUCGUCUGCGCGCUGCCCUGCACCGUGUCCUUGGUGGCUUUGAAGUUCAUGCCAGAGAGCCCACGGUUUCUGCUGGAGAUGGGCAAACACGAUGAAGCCUGGAUGAUUCUCAAGCAAGUCCAUGACACCAACAUGAGAGCCAAGGGAAGCCCAGAGAAGGUGUUCACGGUUUCCAAUAUCAAAACGCCCAAGCAAAUGGAUGAAUUCAUUGAGAUCCAGAGUUCAACAGGAACUUGGUACCAGCGCUGGCUGGUCAGAUUCAACACCACUUUCAAGCAGGUCUGGGAUAACGCACUGUACUGUGUGAUGGGGCCCUACAGAAUGAACACACUGAUUCUGGCUGUGGUCUGGUUUUCCAUGGCUUUAAGUUACUAUGGACUGACAGUUUGGUUCCCUGAUAUGAUCCGGUAUUUCCAAGAUGAAGAAUACAAGUCUAGAAUGAAGGUAUUUUUUGGCGAGCACCUGUACGGUGCCACAAUCAACUUUACGAUGGAAAAUCAGAUUCACCAGCAUGGGAAGCUUGUGAACGACAGGUUCACAAAGAUGUACUUUAAACAUGUGCUCUUUGAGAACACAUUCUUUGAGGACUGCUAUUUUGAAGAUGUUACAUCUACUGACACCUAUUUCAAAAACUGCACCAUUUUGACAAGUGUCUUUUAUAACACAGAUCUCUACGAGCACAAGUUCAUCAACUGUCGGUUUAUCAACUCCACCUUUCUGGAUCAGAAAGAGGGCUGCCACAUGGACUUUGAGGAAGACAAUGACUUCCUGAUUUACCUUGUCAGCUUCCUUGGCAGCCUGUCUGUCUUGCCUGGGAACAUCAUUUCUGCCCUGCUUAUGGACAGAGUUGGAAGGCUCAAGAUGAUCGGUGGCUCCAUGCUAAUCUCAGCAGUCUGCUGCUUCUUCCUGUUUUUUGGCAACAGCGAGUCUGCGAUGAUCGGCUGGCAGUGCCUGUUCUGUGGGACCAGCAUUGCAGCCUGGAACGCUCUGGAUGUGAUCACAGUAGAACUGUAUCCCACCAACCAGAGGGCAACAGCCUUUGGCAUCCUCAAUGGAUUAUGCAAAUUCGGUGCCAUCUUGGGAAACACCAUCUUCGCUUCUUUUGUUGGGAUAACCAAAGUGGUCCCCAUCCUUCUGGCUGCUGCUUCUCUGGUUGGGGGUGGCCUAAUUGCCCUUCGACUGCCAGAGACUCGAGAACAGGUCCUGAUGUGAAUAACCUCUUGGAAAAGGAGAGAUCGGAAGAAUCUUGUCCAGGACACUUAAAUGCAUCCACAUUUCCUGUCUCUCGCUGUCCAGAAGCGAGAGAACCUUGGGCAGCACAGGAGAGGAAGUUGAUUGUAUAACCCCUAGUUUAGGACCCACUUCAGCUGUCCAUAUGUUUGCAACUCAGGUGACUGAUUCGGGGGUGUCCUGAGCCCCUCUUGGAAUCACAGAGAUGCGUGCUUGGCUUCAGGUGUCCCCAGCCCAGGGCAGGGAGAAGACCCACCAGUGGUUGCAUACACUAAGAAAGGAGUGUAUGAUUCCUUGAGUGAGGUCCAAGAACUUACUUGCAUUUCAAAAUAAAUUUGAAAUUUAGGAAUACUCCAGCUUCUCCAUAGGGCUCCUCAGAGCCUGAUGACCUGAGAAAUCGACUUGGCUGGAAGUUUGAAUCAUCAUAUGAGUAUUGGGUUGGAAGUACAGGAUACAUAUAUUUUUGCAUUUCAGAGUACUAUCAUAUUUUCCAUUUAAAAAUGGGUACAAUAGCAUCGAAGUUACUCUGAUAUAUUAACAGAGAACCCAAUAUUUCAGCAAUAUCUACAGAGGUCUACUUUUCCCUCUAAGUGUCCUAAACCUUUCAUGGUGAUUAGGUGAUAAAGAAUGAUACAUACUCCCCUUUUGCUCAAUUCAAAGAAACUUAAAUGGGGUAGCUAUCCUGUAAACUAAGUUUGUAGGUAACUAUAUUGGGGUUUAAUUUCCAGAAAUGGCACCUGCAAAUAUUGCCAGAAUUUUAGCCAUAUUUGGGAGAACUUGAUAUUUGGAGCUCCCAGGAAAUUGGGUUUGAUCAAAUGAAGUGCAAGCACAAUUUCUUAAUAGCCAUUUAACUUGCUGUUGGGAGACUGCCCUUAGCAAACCCCACCAUACACUCAUUAGUCUAGGCACUUUUCUCCGUGUAGGUGGAGUGAGCAGUUUCUCUUACACAGAUUGCUUGUGAAACCCAAGCUGAAUAGCUUUAGUUUGGCAUUUAACUUUGCUGCUCAUCCGGAAGCAGCACAGAAUUGACUAGAGGCCUCUGGAAUCUUUUUCUACAGGUGAGAAUAAAACAACAUGGAGAUUGAGAGUGGGGUGGUGAAGGAUGGCUACAGUUCUUCAGAGUGUAAACUUUUUCAGUUUGUUUUAGCAGGAAAACACAAUCCACGCUUGUUAUGGGGGUCAAGUCUCACGAGAAGUCUAUGCUAUCUGUACUUAGGGCUUUUGAAACUGAGGCCAUUGACGUGGGACCUAGGGCGAGCAGUGGAUGUCAGACAUGGUUAUCUUCUAACGGUCUGAGAGAACUCUUUUGUGUGAUCCAGUUUGGAACAUAAACAGGGGUGAGGUGGAGGGAGGAACCCGGGGCAAACUAUUUUGGCAAGGGUCAGUGACUAACUGAAGUCAUGACUACAUGGAAAAGGACACACGUUUUAUUCAUCAGAACUGUCUAGCAAUGGAAGAGACAGUGAGCUGUGAACUCCUGGCAGUGGGAAUAAACUUGCCCAGACCCUCACGAACAUCUCAGUCUGCAAGAACUAUUACAUCUUCAAGUGGAUAUACAACACUCUUCAGUGACUGCGAAGUGCCACCCCUUCCCCAACCGUAAAUCUCCAAACAUUUAAGACAGUUACAACUGCAGCUGCAUUGAAUGUUUCCUUAGUCUUGGGGAAAUGCUUGAAUCCUGGGAUACCUUCAGGCCAUCUCUGUGCAAUUCUUUCAAUUAACAGGCUGGCAGGGGGAAGUGUAAAUUUUGUAGCACCUCUCCCACUCCGCUGGAGAUCAGUUUUAACAGUUACAAUGUUUACUCUGCUUCUCUUACUCCCUCCUCUCUUUAUUCACCCUCCUUUAUUUUCUGUACAGGGAAGGAAGACACAUCCCCUCUCAUCUGGCACCUCAAUCCCCCCAAAUAUAUAUAUAUAUAUACAUACACAUAUAAAUAUAUCACUGUGUAUUAUUGUUUCUCUUAGUGUCUUAUAGGAGCUACCUAACAUAAUAUUGUGUCUAGAACGAGGUUUUAUGUAAUAUAGCUGUAAUAUACUUUCCAUAUUCCUGUGAUACGAAAUACAGUUCCUAGGUUCAUAAAGAGAGUUGUAUAAAUGUGGGAUUACCACCUCCCUUAAAAUGUUCUUCAAUGGGAUAAUACAAUUCAAUGAGCAACCACCUCUAAAAAAUUUACAAGACAGAGCCUGCAUUAUUAGUUACGAUAGAUGUUGUAAAUUUGAAAUCUGAUUAAUUCUUGAGUGCUGGGUGGCUGUGGUAAUUUGGCAGUUAACUUCAUUUGGUUUCCAGGUUCUAACUUCUGCUAUUGUUUUAUGGCUUCUUAAACCAACGACCUAAUCAGCCAUGAACAGGUCCCAUGUCAUCCACUGGUUAGAAUGCUGUCGACAGGGCAGCUGUGUUCAGCAGCCUUUCCCCAUGAAGGAUUGUCUGGCACCGGUACCUGGCCACUGCUUAAGUGCUGUCGCUCCUGCUGAGACAAAUAGAUCUUUAAAAAUAGUCUCCGUGGCAGAUCAUCGGGGGAUAAUGUGCAGCAUUCCUGGCCAUCUACUUCUUUGUAUCCUGUUCUACCCCGAGAAACACCCACAGCAUCCACGGAGGGCUAAAGGGAUCAGGCCGCUUCUUCGUUGAACAAAUGCAUCCACAGUUCACGAUGUAUUUUAUCACACCCUAUUUGGAAGCAGUUACUUUUAAUAGUCUCAUCUGUAUUCUGUCCUCUCCUGAUGCCGAUUUUUGAUCUUUUUGUUUUAUUAAAAAUAAUUAGUGAAAGA